CGCAGACCUUACAAAACCCCUUCCAGUUCCAGUAAUAGGGUUUAAGCACUUCGGUGCCUCAAGCUUCAGCACUUACUAGUUCAUUCAUGGCUGCAAGAAUCUUGAUUUCUAGGGCUUCGUCGAAGAAUCUCCAUCAGAGUCUUUUGAGGCCUUUCUUUUUCCAUCAGUUCCCACCGGCUUUCCAAGUCCUAAGGAGCCUUCACUCUUUGGUUUCCCGGGAGUUCAAUUCCCGCAAUUCCAGGAACUCCAGGAGCAUAAACACUGCUCCUGAUUACAAUCUUGACGAAGCAGGUGUUACGGCCCUUAGUCUCGAUAACCGCGUGCCAGCCACUGUGAUCACGGGUUUUCUCGGUUCUGGAAAGACCACUCUAUUGAAUCAUAUUCUGACAUCCCAACAUGGCAAGCGGAUUGCUGUCAUAGAAAAUGAGUUUGGUGAGGUGGAUAUUGAUGGAUCAUUGGUUGCUAGCCAUUCCUCUGUUGCUGAGGACAUUGUCAUGGUUAAUAAUGGUUGCUUAUGUUGCACUGUGCGGGGAGAUCUAGUUAAGAUGCUUUUGGAGUUGGUUAAGAAAAAAAGAGACAAAUUCGAUCAUAUUGUCAUAGAAACCACAGGACUUGCAAAACCAGCUCCUGUCAUUGAAACAUUUUGCACUGAUGAACUUGUUUCACGCCAUGUGAAACUGGAUGGAGUUGUUACUUUGGUUGACUGUAAGCAUGCCAUGCAACAUCUGGAUGAAGUAAAACCAAGGUUUGUGGUGAACGAGGCAGUAGAGCAGGUUGCUUAUGCAGAUCGAAUUAUUUUGAACAAGAUAGAUUUGGUAUCUGAGACUGAAUUGGAGAGAUUAACCAAGAGAAUUAAACAUAUAAAUGGGAUGGCUCCAAUUAAGCUUGCAAAGUACGGAUUGGUCGACAUGGACUUUGUUUUGGGAGUUGGAGGAUAUGAUCUCGAAAGGAUUGAUUCUGAAAUUAACACAGAUAGUUCCAGUUGUGAAACCCAUAAACAUGAAGCCACACAAGAACACCAUAAGGGGCAUCAUCAUCAUGACCACAUGCACGAUUCUGCUGUCUCAAGUGUUAGUAUUGUUUGUGAGGGCACCCUUGACCUUGAUGAGCUUGAUGAUUGGCUUGAGAGGCUGAUUGAAGAAAAAGGGGAGGAUUUAUACAGAAUGAAGGGUGUCUUGUCUGUGACUGAUUCUGAUCAGCGCUAUGUUUUUCAGGGGGUGCACUCCAUGUUGGAUGGUUGCCCGGGGAAAACAUGGGGACCGGAGGAGAAGAGGGUUAACAAACUUGUGUUUAUAGGAAGGAAUUUGGAUGAAACGGCACUAAGAAAAGGUUUCCAAGGUUGUCUAGCGUAAUCGUAAGCUCACGCAUGCCAUAUUCUUGAAAACACCAGACGUAUUGGAAUUGGAGGUGAGAAACAAACUUGUUGAGGGUUGUGUAUUGACUGGUUUGUAUAUCCCAAGUUUCCAUUUGAUGAGAGAGAGAGAUUUUAUGUUCAUGAGAGCGCAUACUUAACUGCAUUAUAUGAAGCAUUUUGGGUUUUGUUUGGGCCUCAUGUCUUUGUUUAAUCUCCAUCCAGAAUGUAUAUCGCUUCAAGGGCCAUAUUGUUACCAUA
This is a messenger RNA of Tripterygium wilfordii, 1612 nucleotides long. RefSeq names its product P-loop guanosine triphosphatase YjiA-like. Bases 87 to 1352 code for a protein of 421 amino acids. The record is from RefSeq and is a predicted model, not a curated record. Lineage: Eukaryota; Viridiplantae; Streptophyta; Magnoliopsida; Celastrales; Celastraceae. The transcript is spliced from 10 exons. Gene Ontology annotation, cellular component: cytoplasm.